AUGACCGCGGUAGACAAGUUUCGGCAGCGCUUUGGCAAGCUGUGGGAAUCCUGGAAGUCGGGAACGGCAAAUGGCUUUUCGGGCUCUUGUGCAAUGCUAGUAGCAACCGGCGUUUUUGGUGCUGAUGAAGACAUUGGAUAUCUCAAGUCCUUUGCACUUGUCACAUGGCUUUUUGGCGCCGAAUUGCAGGGCUGCGCGGUGGUGCUUUCAAAAACCACAGCAACUCUUGUUUUUCAGAAUGAUGACUUCCCUGCGUUCACGCCUCUUUCUUCAUCUGCGAAAGACGGUCUACCCGAGAUCAACGUGCUCAACGCUACGCCGAUCGACAAAGUAAAGGAUGCUUUUGAAAAGGCAAUUGCAGGUGACGGGAGUCUCGCCGUGCUCACAAAGGAAAUUCCGAACUCUGAAGGACCUGUGGCCGAGCUUGUGGCAAAGCUGUCGAAGGCAGGUACCCCGGUGAACGUAGCCCCUGCCUUAGCAGUGGUCCUGGCGGUGAAGGACGAAGAAGAGGAAUUGCGGGUCAAAAAGGCUUCGAUUUUGUCCGCUCACGUCAUGAAGACGUCCCUCACGGAGAAAAUUGAGAAAACUAUAGACAUGGAUCGCAAAGUGAGACAUACAACCCUCUCCGAGAUCGCGGAGGACGCUAUCAUGAAUCCGUCCAAAUUGAAGGUACCCUUGAAGGCUGAUUUCUGCGAUCCAUGCUAUCCACCCAUUAUCCAGAGCGCAGAUGCAAAAUCACCAGAUCGUAAGUUUGACUUGAGGCCGAGCGCUGCUAGCAGUUCCGAACAUCUCAGGUUUGGUUGCAUCGUUGCAAGCAUUGGCGCCAGGUUCAAUUUUUAUUGUAGUAACAUUUCCCGCACGUUGCUCGUGAAUCCUUCAAAGACGCAAGAGGCUGUUUAUGAUGUUGUGCUGGCUGCCCAAACCGCAGCGAUACGCGCUCUGAUUCCGGGAAGUCCGUUAAAGGUUGCAUACGCUGCUGCCUUACAGGCCAUUGAGAAGGGUACUGAGGAGAAAAAGAAGAAGGGAUUUGCGAUGCCCAACUUGAUCACAGCGUGCGCGAAGAACGUCGGAUUUGGAAUGGGAAUAGAGUUUCGCGACAGUGCACAUGUGCUGAACGUGAAGAACGAGAACAAGGUAAAAAAGGGUAUGGUUUACAACGUGUCAGUCGGGGUUCAAGAUCUGAAAGACCCAGAGAAUGGAAUGUAUGCCGUUCUCAUUGGCGACACUGUGCAUACACGAGAGAGCAAGUUGGGACCAGACAUAUUCACCUCGGCAAGCAGAAAGGACUUCAAGCAUAUAAGCUAUUUUAUUGGCAAUGAAGAGGAUGAGGAGGACAAUGUCGAGGAGGUGGAUGUGAGCAAGUCUCGACGCACUAACGGACAUGCUCUCGCUGAGAAUGAUGGCGGAAGAUCUCGGAGACGAGCAGCUAUUGAUGCGACGCAGGCUGCCGGAACGGAAGAAGAAGACCAGAAACGGCGAAAACACCAGGAAGCGCUGGCGAAGAAAAUGCUUGAUCGCGGUAGAGCUAGAUUACAGGGGGGAGAUAUUCUCACAGUUGAUGAUGCCCAAGUCACGAAGAAGAAACAGCUUGAUGAAUUUCGGGCAUACGCAUCUAUUGCAGACUUUCCAAAACUGAAGGCGCAAACAAUCAUGGUCGACAUGGAAGCCGAAGCAAUCAUCGUUCCCAUUAAUGGGAUUCCCGUACCCUUCCACAUAUCCACACUGAAGAAUGCGAACAAGUCCGAUGAAGGACAAUACAGCUACCUGCGAAUUAAUUUCCACAUUCCCCAGACUGGAGGUGGUCGUGGGAUAGGCCGAGUUUCUGAUAAUGCUCCAAAGUUUCCGGAAUUCGACGUCAGUGAUGGUUCAUCAACUGCCUUUGUUAAGGAAUUUACGUUUCGAUCAUCGAACCCCAUUAAUCUCAACGAUUGUCUCCGAAAAAUCAAAGAGCUUCGGAAACGUGCAACCGAGAAGGCCACAACUGCCAUCGCGAAGCAAUCUUUGGUUACACAGCAAUCGCUGGUUCUUGAGCGUGGGCGGAGGCCCUUCUCGUUGCAGAGUGUAUCAGUUCGACCGCCCAUGGCGAAGGGAAAAAACAACGUUGGGCACCUUGAGGCGCAUACUAAUGGCUUCAGGUACAGAUGUCGUAGUGGAUCCAUCGAUAUUAUAUAUGCAAACAUUCGAAAUGCCUUCUUUCAAGAAGCAAAUCGGGAGUUGUUGGUCGUCAUUCAUUUCCACCUAAAAAAUGAUAUCAUGGUAGGUACCAAAAAGACCAAGGAUGUACAGUUCUACGUGCAGGUAAUGGAAGCCGUCGUCAAACUAAACGAAAAUCGCCGCCGUCGUCAGUUUGAUCAAGAUGAGCUGGAAGAAGAGCAACGAGAACGAGACUUGCGGAAUCGGACCAACCGGAAUUUCCUGAAGUUCACAAAAGACGUCGAGGAGCGCUAUGGGUUGGAAUUUGAUCUACCUUAUCGGCAAUUGCAGUUCACUGGUGCGCCGAAAUCUGUCUCCGUUACGUUGCUCCCAACCGUUUCCUGUAUUGUGAACCUCACCGAAUGGCCUCCAUGCGUUCUAAAUCUAGAAGACGUCGAGGUGGCACAUUUUGAGCGUGUCAUAUUCCAACUUCGUAUGUUUGAUGUCGUGUUUGUAUUUAAGGGAUUUGAAGAUGACCCAGCAGCAUCUGGGAAAGCCGCAAAGGACAUGUGGAUGCGAAUUAGUUCCAUUCCGAUGGAGGAAUUAACGCCUCUGAAGCGGUAUCUGGACGAACAAAACAUCAAAUAUUACGAAGGAAAGGCCAGCCUGCAAUGGAACGAAGUCCUGAAGAGCAUCCGCAAUGACCUCGGGCAAUUCUAUGAAGAUGGCGGAUGGAACUUUCUGUCUCUGGAUGGACCUACGGACUUUGACGGCGCAGACCCCAGCGACGAGGACGUAGACAGUUUGGAAGGAGACGCUGAGUUCGAGCCGAGUCAAUCUGAAGAGGCCUACGGAAGCGAGGACGAAAGUAGUGACGCAGACAGCGGCAGUGAUGCUUCAGAUGCCGUCAAAGAACUAGAGGGUAAUUCAGAUGAGGGAGAGGUUGAACUGAGUUCGGAUGAGGAAGGUUUGGAUUGGGAAGAACUGGAACGAAAGGCACAAGCUGAUGAUUUGAGGAAAGGGCGGACAUCAGAUGAUGACAAUGAUAAUCGGUCAAGACGCAGAAAUGCUGGCCGGAGUAGGCCAAGCGGUUCUUCAAACCGUAGGCCAAGCGGUUCUUCAAACCGUAGGCCAACAUCAUCUGGUAAAAAGAGGAGUCGGCGGGAGCGGUAGACGCGAGCGCUUGUGUCAACGAAUACCUCCAGAUAUGACCAAUGGUUGCCUGUAAAGCAAUAUGAUUAGGCUCAUGAAGAA
Messenger RNA from Chondrus crispus (carragheen), 3387 nucleotides. RefSeq lists its product as hypothetical. The coding region runs from base 1 to 3306 and encodes 1101 amino acids. Gene Ontology annotation, molecular function: nucleosome binding. The record is from RefSeq and is a predicted model, not a curated record. NCBI's taxonomy places the organism in Eukaryota, Rhodophyta, Florideophyceae, Gigartinales, Gigartinaceae. Gene Ontology annotation, cellular component: FACT complex. Gene Ontology annotation, biological process: positive regulation of transcription elongation by RNA polymerase II; transcription elongation by RNA polymerase II. The transcript is spliced from 2 exons.